Trichophyton benhamiae CBS 112371 is the source of this 2076-nucleotide messenger RNA. RefSeq lists its product as uncharacterized. Lineage: Eukaryota; Fungi; Ascomycota; Eurotiomycetes; Onygenales; Arthrodermataceae. The record is from RefSeq and is a predicted model, not a curated record. The transcript has 3 exons. The coding region runs from base 1 to 2076 and encodes 691 amino acids.
AUGACUAGGAAGAAGAAAGCCGGCGAGAGAAAGAAAGACAGUCCUCCGGGCGGCGCUUCUCCUGCUUCGUCCACGGUCAGCGUUUCUGCUUCUCCCGGCCACCAGGAGCAAAAGCCACAAGGAUCUUCGUCUGUGCCUAAAGCUAUCAAACCACCGCCCGCAGAGCCGUCGACUUCUGCUCUCAUUAUCUGUCGCAACAAAAGCUAUGAGAAGAAUUUAUUUUCGCAAGAUAACUACAACUAUGCCUCUCCGCAGCCACAGCCCAUCGACCCGGCGGUCUUCUUCGACCUCAUCAAGAUCCGUCGGCUGAUCGAAGAAGCCACAGAUCUCGCUGUACGUGCAGCGAAUGGAACAAUAUCUUCGCUGGGGAACUCUUCAUAUAGCUCGGGAUACGGUCUUCUGGGUGGCAAUGGAGGGGGACCCAUGGGGGGUUCGGGUGUGCGAGGGAGUCGAGGAGACGGUACAAUGAAAUUGAGUCGGGAACGACGGCACCGUAUGCGGGAACAUGCCACCCAGAAGCUAUCCAAGGCAUAUGCGCUUGAUGAGAUUGCAGCUAGUGUUGCCACGAUGCAGUCUGCAUCCGCACUCGAAGAAGUUGCAAAGUUGGUUCUACAACGGAACGAGAAUGACUGUGACGCGAAAUACGUCCAUUUUUUCCAUGAAAAGAUCCCAUCUCGUUCUCUGGUGCAAUGCACAAGUCUGCGGCCGCUGGAUGAUAUCAUUGCUAUGCGUCAGUUGGACGGGGCUACCUACAGAACUAGAGCUGUGGCAAAAAUGCUGAAGGACGACCUCUUAGGCGCAGCGAGAGACCUCACAGAGGGACUUGCUGCUUGUCGUGCUUGUGGCAGACAACAUGAAGACACCAGAAAGGACAUUGAAGUGGUGACUGAAAGCAGUCGACGAAAAAUGAUGCCAUCACGGUUCAACCAGAAGAUAGAUGAAAACGACCAGCCACAUGGAUUGGAGGCUCAACUGCUCUUCCAUAGGGCUGGAGUUUACUUGAGUAUCUCGUGUCAACAUAUCCACGAGGCGUUGACUGCUUAUGAGAAGACCAAGGAGUCGCAGGGACCGACAAUUGGCGAUGAUGACACUCUGGAAGUGAAAGAGAACGGUGGCGACCCAAAAGACAGACAGGCACAUAGACGCUGGCUGGAGGAGCGGAAGAUGGUCAAGUCGAAUGCGCGACGGGCCCUUCGCGACUAUCUUACCUUCCUUUCUCUGAUCAAAUAUACCCCAGGACCUACCCCGUCUAAAUUACAAGACGGCACUUUUGCUACUCUCUACAAGAUUUAUCCUGUGUCAGACCUCUUCUCAUCCACUCCUCCUGCAGACCUCCCACCUUACCCCGAAGAAUCAGAUGCAUUAACCGUGUCCAACCAAGGUACUGCCGGCCAGCAAGUCCGAAGCUCGGACGUCUGUCAUGAAGCCGUGACUUACCACCCGCUGCUUACGGACGCCCUUCACUCCAUAUUGAUAUGUCAUUCCAUCCUUCAGACACCUGAAAAGGAGUUCGUCCGCCACGCUCACAUGGUAGCUCGAGUCGCACGCAUCUGUGACGGGUACCCCAUCUUCCUGGCUCCCCGAUCUCCCUCCCGCUCCGACUGGAUGGAAAUCCUCCACCGCACCGAUAACUGGCUUAAGAUAAGACCAUGGGAAACCCUCUGUGCACCUGCCCCUCUCCCAGGCCACGGCAUAUACAAGAAAGCAACGGCGGACCCAGCAACACCGGCGGCUACGCAGCCAGAGAUUCCGCAUGAGCCUGCGCAGAAAACACCACCAGCCCCAACCCAAGAAGUAAUGGCACACACCUCCCAGAUGAACGAUGCCGUGUUUAAACGGUGGGCUCAGGAUGACUCCAAGGACUUCCCGUUCUGCAAUGAACGCGCAGCGGCUGUCUCCUGGUGGGUUCAAAUGGCCCCUGUCUCUGCAGGCACAGCGCGGAGCAAAGGGAAGAAGAAUGCUGGAAGCAGCAAGGGUGAGCCAGUGGAAAACAAAGGUCAUAAGAACGAGCAGGAGAAGCGACUCGCCAACGAGAAAGCAGUCGAUAUCUCAGUUCAGGAUAGAGCCCAUGACUAA